This is a messenger RNA of Racocetra fulgida, 1461 nucleotides long. Lineage: Eukaryota; Fungi; Glomeromycota; Glomeromycetes; Diversisporales; Gigasporaceae. The record is from the annotation of a GenBank genome assembly.
AUGAAAUUCUCUGAAGAACAAAAACGUAAAUUAAUUGGUAAACUUGCUGCAAUCUCAAGAGGAAAAGAUUUCAGGUCUCAGUCUCCUUCUGAUAAUACUGAUCCCACUACUACUACUAUACCUAUACGUGUGAGAUUACGUACAAUUAAUUCUGUGGUUAUAAUUAACCCUAAAUCUAUUUCCAUUAAAACCUCCAUUCUUCACAUGCCUCCCGAAAUAAUGUUGUGCAUAUUUGAUUUCUUACCUUCACGAAAAGAUUUUUACUCUUGUCUUUUUGUUUGUAAACCUUGGUACAUCAUGGUUACUCCAUUUCUUUACAAAUCUCCACAAAUUUAUCAUCGGUUUUCUUCAAUGGAUAUAGCAGUAGCUUUUAUUGAUUCUACCACAACUCAUUUAUCACCUUCCAAACUUAAAUACGCUCUAAGUUCCAAGACAAGACUUCCAUUAAAUUUUCCUAUUGAAAAAUAUGGAUCAUUUAUUAAAAUAUUAGAUUUAUCCAUUGGAUCUGAUUAUGUUACCGAUUCAACAAUUCAAGCCAUAGCUUAUUCUUGUCAUAAUUUACGAUUAAUUAAUUUGAAUAAUUGUAUUCAUAUAUCAGAUAAUUCAUUGGAAUCACUUUCAAAACAUCAAUGUUCAUCUACUUUAGUAUCUAUCAAUUUAUGUGGAUGUCGUAAGAUUACAGAUAUGGGAAUCAAAAUGUUAUCAAAAUCAUGUCAAGGAUUAACAUCAUUAAAUGUAGCAGAUUGUGGAAAAAUUACAGAUCAAAGUAUUAUAAUGAUUUCAAAAGGUUGUCCAAGAUUACGACAAAUUCGAUUAUCAGAUUGUCCUAGAAUUACAGAUCAAUCGAUUGAAGCUUUAAUAUUAAAUUGUUCACGUCUCUGUUGGUUAGAUAUUGCACGUAUUGGAAGAAUUACAGAUUCUACAGUUCGUCUUAUUGCUAAUAAAUGUAAAGAAAAUAUGGAAUGGUUAAAUUUGGCGCGUCCUUCACCUAUAGAAGCAGUUUAUUCAUCAGCUCUUGCAAGUCCUACACUUCUUCCAGUAUCAGUGGGAGGGAAUUUUCAGAGUAAUGAAGAAGAAGAAAUUACAGAUCAAUCAAUUAUAAUGUUGGCAAAACAAUGUCCAAAUCUUCAAUUACUUGAUUUAUCAUAUAUGAACUCUAUAACAAAUCGAGCAAUUGAAGCAAUUGCAAAUAAUAGUUUUUCACUUAUAUGUCUUACUAUUAUUGGAUGUAGAUUAGUAACGUGUGACUCACUUAGAUAUUUGGCACAAUUAAGACGAAAAUCAGGACAUUUAGGAUGUAUAACAAUGGGAGAUGCGGUCGGAAUUACAGAAGAAGAUAUAGAAAGUAUUACAAAUGAACCUGAAGGAUUGUUGAGUGGAUGGCAAAAGAGUUCAGUAGAUGAAAAUAGUUUGAAAGAAAUUUUGGAAGGUGUAAGUUGGGAAGCAGUUGGAACGUGGUAA